AGUGCUGUCAGGACCGCAGGGGGCCGGAUGGGGGAGCGCGGUCCACGGCAGACGCGGCGCGUACGAUGUUAUCGUGGCACUGACUGUAGCCUAUAAAUACCGGGAGGCGCGCAGCCUACCUACCAACACUGGCAUUAAUCUAAACACGGCUUGAACUGCGAGGAAAGGCACUUACAUUAGGAUCCUACUACUGGGAUAAACGCCUCAAGUGAAACGGAAUAUAAACCGCUCGAGUUCUAGUCUAGUGUCGCUCGCCUGUGCGACGCACAGCACCAAUAAUAUGGUGAUCAAGGUUUACAUCGCCUCCUCCUCGGGAUCUGUGGCGGUGAAGAAACGUCAGCAAGCUGUGGUGGGGUUCCUGGAGGCCAACCGGAUCUCCUUCCAGGAGGUGGACAUCACCAAUGUGGAGGAGAGAAGGCUGUGGAUGUACCAACACAUCCCCCCGGAGAAACACCCAGACAAGGGCAACCCGCUUCCCCCACAGAUCUUCAACGGAGACUGCUACUGUGGGGACUAUGAGGACUUCUUCCAGUCCAAGGAGAACAACACUGUGUUUACAUUCCUAGGCCUCAGCUCACCGCCCUCAGUGAAGGAUUCCGAGUCGUAGGCAGUAGCGUGGGGAGUCGGAGGUCACAGAGCACAUCACUUCCUGUAUUACAUCACUUCACCUCUCCCGGAGAUCUCACCAUAAUGACGCCACCGUGUUGCCAAACACUCUGACCUCUCUGACCCCCCCCCCAA
Molecule: messenger RNA, 741 nt
Organism: Oncorhynchus nerka (sockeye salmon)
Lineage: Eukaryota; Metazoa; Chordata; Actinopteri; Salmoniformes; Salmonidae
Gene: sh3bgrl2
Product: SH3 domain binding glutamate-rich protein like 2
Exons: 4
Coding region: 281-607 (108 amino acids)
Cellular component (GO): cytoplasm
Source: RefSeq, a predicted model, not a curated record